Molecule: messenger RNA, 4052 nt
Organism: Pectinophora gossypiella (pink bollworm)
Lineage: Eukaryota; Metazoa; Arthropoda; Insecta; Lepidoptera; Gelechiidae
Exons: 8
Coding region: 202-4023 (1273 amino acids)
Source: RefSeq, a predicted model, not a curated record
CAGAGCUCAUAUAACGAUUACUCACUUACAUCAGUAACCGGGACCAACGGCUUAACGUGCGUUCCGAAGCACGGAUCAUCUUACUUUCGGACAAUCAGGUGAUCAGCCUGUAAUGUCCUAACCAAACUAGGGAUCACAAAGUGAUUUUUGUGAUAUGACCCCACCGGGAUUCGAACCCGGGGCCACCGGAUAGUGAGUCCAAUGCUCAACCACUGGACCACAGAGGCCGUUAUUAGUCAAAGAAAUUUAAAAUGCCCAUGCAACUAUUACAAGGCAAAUCAAGAUUUUCAGAAGAUAACAACCUUGGAAGAUGUUGGUCUUACCAUCUAUCGACACAUAGGAGGUAAAACAAAUGCACAAGAAACUACACUUGUGAUGGAUGUCAUGGCUGAUGAAAAUUUUGUUUUAGAGAAUUCUAGCAAUUUAGAUAUAAUGCCAGAAGACUUUGUUCUUGCAUUUGAGCAAAAUAAAAUAAGCUGUCAACAUUGCAAAAACAUCGUAGAACACAUAGAAAGAUUAUUAAAAAGUAUACAGGUCAUUAAAAAUAGAGAUACCAGAAGUAUUUGUGCUCAUUGUAGAUCUAGGCCUGAAACACAAUGUCCUCGAUGUCAAGAGAUAUUACGGAGAUUUAACGCAGCAAAGAAAGAAGAUCAAGAAAGGUGUAGAAUUAAUAAACGCGUAGUCAUAUGUUUAAACAAAGUUCCACCUAAUUCUCGAACUGUAAUUACUGUUAUGGACCGUAAAUCGAGUAAAGACACUGCAAACUAUCUAGGCGAUCAUUCACCACCACCCAUUAGUUUUCUGGAUAUGGGACAUCUUUGCUAUCCGAAAUGUCUUCAUCCCAGUUGUACUAGACAGUUGUACGCUGACGACCUAUCAGCCAGAACAGCUCCACCUCAUUACCGCUCUUCAAAGUUAGAGUCCAAGUUAAGUAAAUCUAGAUUUGAACACGACUUGGAAUUUGACUCUAAAAUGAAAAAAUAUCGGUCAGAUGACUUGUUAGUUGAUUCUUUGAAAAAACCUGUACAACCUGAAACAAAAAAGAAAUUUGAAUUUGUGUUCCCGAAAAGCAGCAAAAAAUCAAUAGUGGUUCCGGAUUUGAAACGUGUUAGCUCAUCCGCUUUAGUAAAAGAUAUGCUUGAUAAAUCACAUAAAGAUAACAAAGAAAAAGAAAAAAAUUAUAAGAUUGAAAAGAUCAAAGAAGACGAGAAUAAUAAUUUAAAAUUAAAAGCAAAGAAAACUGAAGAUGAGCAAUUUCAGUAUACUUCAUUACUUACGGCAAAAAAAUAUAAAGGGGAAUAUAUACCUGAAACCUUUGAAGGAGAAAAGAAAAUAGAUGAAAAAAAUAAAAAGAAACUGGUUAAAGGAGAAACAGAAUCAAAAGAAAAACAAACGUCAAAAAUAUUGUCUGAUGCCAAACUACGUAGUAGUGGUAAAUCUGAACAAACUUCCAAGGAAAAGGGAGACAAUGUUAUCAAACAUAAAAGUGAUAUACAAAUAGAUAUAAAAAGGAGAGAUAAAUCUGAAGAAAAAAAAGGAAAAAGUAAUAAAGAUAACGACGACAAAACAACAUAUGGAGAAAGAAAAGGAAACAUUCAUAAAGAUAAAGGAAAUAUGAAAAGACAGCCAGAAGAAAAAGGGUCACUAGAGAAAAUAAAAGGUCCUUCUGGAAUAUCACAGAAACAUAAUCAAAUAAAAGGAAAAAGUCAAAGCGAACAAAUCCUAAAAAAAGAGAAAUCAAAAGCAAGAAAUAAAAUACAAGAAAUGUUUGCUAAAGAAAGUAAACUGGACGCUGAAAAGGUACAAAAUAAUAUGGCGCAAACGGGACAGAACACAGACGACAAAUUUGGACAAAAAAGAACCAAUGAGGAAAUAAGAAAAAGCGGUACAAAGAGAGAACAAGGCGUAAAUGAUUUGUCCGAUAAAGGCGGGAAAGUUUCAAAGUCAGGCGUGAAAGAUAACGAAAUAGAUAAAAGUGUAAAAGGUAAAGAUGUACAAAAUUUACCACAAAAAGAUAACGUAACUAAAGCCGGCAAACAAGUUUCAGAGAUAUCAAAGAGGGACGAAAACACACUAGAGCCAUCUGAAAGAGAAGGAAGAAAUAUUUCUGCCGAACUCCCAGGACAUAAAAGUGAUAAAGUUAAAAACUUGAAGGCUGGUGACAAAUCUAGGCAAAAAGAAAGUAUCGGUGAAGUUAAUAAAGAAACUACAAAGAAAGGUAAAAAAGGGAAGAAAGAAAAAAAUGACGCUAAUGGAGAUGAGAAUAUGGACACCUCCAAAUUGUUAAAAUAUAAGAAAGAUAAAGAUGUAUCAACUAAAGAGAAAGGCGGAAAAAAGAAACGAUUUCCACCAAACACAAUAUUUGAAUUACCAGACUUGUUCAAUGAAAUAGGGACUAAGAAACAAGGCGAUUACUCCGAAAAAGAAAAAAAGAGAAUAAGAGAAAAACAAUUUACUGUUGCAGAAUUACAACAACUUGAGAUAUUAAAAGAUUCUCUUGGUCAAGACAUGAAACUGAAGACACCCGUAUUACGAGGACAAAACUCUUUUCGGAACCAAGACAAAGAAAAGAAAAUUGUUAGUAACCUAUUGGCUGGAAUUAUCAAUCAUUUACCUAUUGUUUCAAAACACAGAGAUCAUAGUCAUAAAAGUCUUGCAUCAGAUUGUAUUGUUUGUCAUGCAUCAGAUGUCGAACUUGAUCUUGAUAGUUGGAGAAAGGGAAGAAAUAAUAAAGCUGCUUUAAAUAAAUACAUAAAGUGUUUAAAAGUAAAGCAAGCUAACAAUUAUAUACAACAAACAGACGAAGGAGAGGAUCACAUUUUCGAAUUUAAAAGCCUGGAACCAGUGGAGAAAAAACCUGAAGUAAAAAACCGUAAAAAAAAAGCACCGGAACCCUAUAUUGGUGGGAAAGGCAUAUUGAGGUACGCUCUGUCGGAUCGUACGUUCAUUGAAAACGGCUGGACGGUACUUCCAGUCGAAAAAGUGAUCCGUCGAAUGAAUGUGUACCGUAUGCGGCCUGUGAACCCAGAAUUCGACUGGUUUGAACAUAACAAGAGCAAGGGUUACAUGACUUAUGACACUGGCGAGAAACUGGCAGAAAUUAAUGAUAACGGCCACGGAACCUGGUACUACCGCAGCGGCAGGCUGGCACUUGACUAUUAUGGCGCUGAAGAAAUGAAUGCUGAACGACGUUUUGUCAUUUACAGCAGCGGUGAAAAAGAUCAGAGAGGCCGUUCCUAUCCAAUUACUGUGUUAGCAACGUUCGAUUACCUUGGAAACGGCAUUGUGUUUGAUCACAGUGGAAAAAUACGUCUCAAAUAUAACCAGGCUGAAGGCAUUGUCCUCGAUCGAGGAAUAGGGCCCGUGUCACAUUGGAAAUGGCACUCGCUAAACGAUCCGCCAAUCCUGCAACAAGUCAUGAUGGACACCAGUUUGUAUCCCAAAGAUAAGAGCAUACGCUCGCUUGGACACGAAGAUGAGAAGAAAGAGAAACCAAUUAAUGAGGAAAUGUUAGAAAUCGAGUUGCAGAACUUAGUAAAAGAAACAGAUAUGCAAUCAUCCACACAAUAUCAGCCAUACCAAAUAAAAAUGAAAGCUUUAAAAAUAAACGACCAAUUCUCUCUAAGAAUCUUAGAUCAAAAAACAAUAUAUCUAAUAUUUAGAGAUGGCACAACGCAUUUAAAGCUAAACUUGGGAAUGGUAUUGGAUCAAGACGAAGUAUUGGAUACUGUUAAAACUGAAAUAGGUGAAGUACAUAGUACAAAUUUUCGUCCGCCUGCGACGGAUAGUUUAGCAGAUAUACAGCGCAAACUUGCAAUCGCCAGGAAUUUUGAUCGCGUGUGCGCGGAGCGCGAGCGACGGCUACGCCCGCAGGUACCCGUCGCUAGCGUUGACCGGCUGAUCGCGGGCGUCUCGCACCCGCGGCCACAGGUUCAUGUUCUGUCCCCUGCAUCCAGCGCACGGGAAUGUUACAAACACCGGAAGCCGCCCCUGAAUAUGUAUUACGACACACGACUCAUAUAAAACUUAUAAAUAAAACUAUAUUAUCAAAA